GAGAUUCCUCCAUCCCAGCCGAGGGGACUGAUUCCGGUCAGCCUAGCGGAAGUCCGCAGUCUUCGGUCAGGGCCACUCCCUAUGGUUGCUUCUAAGGCAGUCAGGCGGGCCGCAGCGACAAACUACAAGUCCCAUCAUGCACUGUGACCUCAGAGAAGGCGGAGAAGGUGAGAGGCCACGCCCCCUUGCCUCUCCCAGAAGGCCGCGGGUGGAAGUUCGCCAGUGGAUCCCGGGCGCUAGCUCGGACCUGGGCUUGGGGUCUAGCUUGCUCCGCCCCCUCCCAGGUCGCUGAGCUCCGUCACGGCAGGGAGCGCCAUUAGCCGGGUCGGUUGUCAGCUAGCCCCGUCGGACCCCCGCCGAGGGUCUCCGUCCCCAACUCUCCAUCGCUCGCGCUCACGCAGCCUCUACCUCCAGCAGUCCGACCCGGCCAUCAGCGCUUUGGACUGGGCCGACUGGCGGAGACUCCGCCGCUGCCUGGGGCCGCCUUGCUGCUGCUACCACCGCCGCCACCGAGGUUGGGAAAAACUCUGGAACCAAAUAUACCGCCAGAUCGAAAGCAUGGCUAUCCUUUUUGCAGUUGUGGCCAGAGGCACAACCAUCCUUGCCAAGCAUGCUUGGUGUGGCGGAAAUUUCUUGGAGGUGACGGAGCAGAUUCUGGCUAAAAUACCAUCUGAGAAUAACAAGCUCACCUAUUCACAUGGAAAUUAUCUCUUUCACUACAUCUGUCAAGACAGGAUUGUAUAUCUCUGUAUCACAGAUGAUGAUUUUGAACGUUCCCGAGCCUUCAGCUUUCUGAAUGAAAUCAAGAAGAGAUUCCAGACUACGUAUGGUUCAAGAGCACAAACAGCCCUUCCGUAUGCCAUGAACAGUGAGUUCUCCAGCGUUCUGGCUGCCCAACUGAAGCAUCACUCUGAGAACAAACAUGUGGACAAAGUAAUGGAAACUCAAGCCCAAGUGGACGAAUUGAAAGGAAUCAUGGUCCGGAACAUCGAUCUAGUGGCCCAACGAGGAGAAAGACUGGAGUUACUAAUAGAUAAAACAGAACAUCUCGUAGAUUCAUCGGUCACCUUCAAAACUACUAGUAGGAACCUUGCCAGAGCCAUGUGUAUGAAGAACCUCAAGCUCACCGUCAUCAUCAUCAUAGCGGCCAUGAUCUUCAUCUAUGUUGUUGUCUCCGUUGCCUGUGGUGGGCUUACUUGGCCCAGCUGUGUGGCUAAAUAAAUGCAGAAAACAAUCUUAAGUCAAGAAUCAGAGGGAGCAAGGAUUUAAGAAGCAACCCAAGUAACUUCCUCCUGACUGCUACUGCCCAUCCCUUCCUUCCGCCUUUCCUCCAUUGUUCCCAGAUUGCACUUUUCUUUGUGUGUCCUGGCGUCCCCCAAAUGGAGCCAUCCAGUCCCUGCUUCUGCACCACUGCCGCCUUGGUUGGAAAGGAACUUGUCACUUUGAACUCUUUGCUGUCACCCAGAUGGAGCCACCCAGCUCACCAGCUGUUGUGGAGAAUAAAGAGGGCCUCCGUAUCGGUGUGGCCAUAUACACCGAAGCAUUUGCACUUUAAUGGAAUCCAAAUGAUGCAUCUCAGCCUCAUCCCCUCCAAUGAGUGUGGAUAGGCACCACUCCAAGGGGGGGGUUGGGGGGGGGAUUCUAGGAUCGGUGCCAUCUGUUCAUUCACAUAGAGCCCACUCAAGACCGUCUGUUGCUGACCCCAUGGGAAUCAGAUCAGUGACUGAUGGAAGGCACCUGCUGGAAUUCCUUGGGUCCCAUUCGUCCCGUGUGGUAUUUGGUGGCAGCCGGUUCGGAAAAAUGGACCAAACUGUUCCUCUCCUUUUCUGUUGAAACGGUGAUGGUUUCAUUGAUUCCCCAAGUGGGAACACUGUAGCCACUUUCCCGGUUUGUGUUUCAAUAUGUUUGUCCUCUUGGUGGGGAGGGGCCCUUCCCAAAGUGUUGGUUAAGCAUGUUACAAAAAAAGAGACUCUUCACAGAAUGACUUGACUUGAACAUCUUUUCCUUAUGGGGCUUCCUAGUUGUACUGCCUUGAAUGACUAAACUGCGUCUCGAGUCAGCAGCAGAGAGGACCUCUCUGCAUCCCCUAUACUGGGUUUGAUCACUGCUGAGCCACAGGCUGUCCAUCCUAACAAGGUCAGGUCUGGGCACGGUAGGACAAAAGACUUAGAAAGUCCUUGGCCAGAGCUCAGGUCACCCACAAAGCACAUUUGGUUGAGGAAACAGUGUUCGUUCAUUAGGACAUUGGCAGGAAGGGGGGAAUGCUGAAAAAAGUCGCUUGCUUAGAGCAAGAUGGAAAGGAAGCAAGUAGUGUGGUGCAUCCAAGGAGCAGGAAGCAGUGGAAUGUGCCUGUCUCGGAGCCCAGCUCAAGGUCGUGUAGUGUAGGAGACACACCUGGUGUGUCAGUGUCUUCAAGGGAGUCGGAAGUAUGUGUGUAUUUCUUCUUCAGGAAGUGCCCUUCAGUGAAGUUCUAGGAAGUUCUGAGCCCUUUGGCCACUGAAAAGUACACGUCCACUCCAUUCUCUUUAGAUUGCAGCUUCUCUUUAAUUAGCCCAGCCAUGUGCCUUGACUAAUGUACGUAUCACGUCAUGUGGCUCCCGGUGCCUAUCCUUCUCAGUGCAUUCCAUGACUCACACUCUUUUAUUGCUCCCUUUCCCUGACCCAAAGUCCACAGCAAAAGUGUUAUCGUCUUCCCCAGCGCUAUGGAUGCCCAUCACAGGGCUAUUUGGAAAUCUUGGGGUGGGGGGGGGGUUCUACUACUGGUCCAGACUGUAAUUGUGCAUCCUUGGGUAACAACCACCAAAAGAGCUUUACUCAGAAGCAAAUGGCUUCAAAGUCCAAUUCCCUUUUGUGUCCACACUUGCACCUAACUGUGCAUGUUUCAGGAAUUGACUUUGCUCUUCUGUGUCUAAAACCACUUUAACAAUGACGCCCUUGUCUUAAGUUAGAUGCGUUCGUUGAUGGCGUUGAUCAUUGAAAAGCUUCCCCUCUUGAAAUAAAACAGCACAGAAACGUGA
This is a messenger RNA of Monodelphis domestica (gray short-tailed opossum), 3017 nucleotides long. It is a transcript of the gene VAMP7, whose product is annotated as vesicle associated membrane protein 7. The record is from RefSeq and is a predicted model, not a curated record. NCBI's taxonomy places the organism in Eukaryota, Metazoa, Chordata, Mammalia, Didelphimorphia, Didelphidae. Gene Ontology annotation, cellular component: membrane; SNARE complex. Gene Ontology annotation, molecular function: SNARE binding; SNAP receptor activity. Gene Ontology annotation, biological process: exocytosis; endosome to lysosome transport; vesicle fusion.